Mesorhabditis belari is the source of this 705-nucleotide messenger RNA. The record is from the annotation of a GenBank genome assembly. NCBI's taxonomy places the organism in Eukaryota, Metazoa, Nematoda, Chromadorea, Rhabditida, Rhabditidae.
AUGUAUCACGAGCAACGUGGCCACAUCACACUCGUCACUGGACCCAUGUUCUCCGGGAAAACCACAGAAUUGCUUCGAUUGCACGGCCGUCAACAGUUGGCCGGCAAAAGAUGUGUGUUGGUGAAAUACGCGAAAGAUACGAGAUACGACGAGAAUCUCAUCGCCACACACGACAAGCACAAGAGCCUCUCAAAUACGAUCAAGGCAAACGAGUUGCAGGAAGUUUACGGGGAAAUGUUCGAUGAGGCGGUUGACGUUGUGGCCAUUGAUGAAGGGCAAUUUUUUUCUGAUUUGGCGGACACAUGCGAGCGAUUGAUGAGAGCGAGAAAAAUCGUGAUCGUCGCUGCGCUAAAUGCGCGUUUCGAUCGAAAGGCUUUCGAGCAAGUUGCUCUCCUACAACCAAACGCCAACGAGAUCACACUUUUGACAGCCGUUUGUGAUUGCGGAGAAAACGCAAUCUUCACUCACCGUAAAAGUGCCGCCACUGAGGAGGAGUUGAUCGGCGGAAAAGAAGUCUACAAAGCUUGUUGUCGCGAGUGUUACUAUAAAGCUGAAUCCGAGAUGCACGACGGGGAAAAUAUUUAUCCAAAGAAAAUGGUUGACGAUUUUUUCAUGACUUCAACACGAUUGCAUAUCUCGCCCGAAAAGAAACCCCGUCUGGAUGGUCGUCCACUUUCGCCUCGAACUGCCUCUAAAAAUGGACAC